This is a messenger RNA of Solanum pennellii, 850 nucleotides long. Its product is annotated as CASP-like protein 2B1. The transcript has 3 exons. The record is from RefSeq and is a predicted model, not a curated record. NCBI's taxonomy places the organism in Eukaryota, Viridiplantae, Streptophyta, Magnoliopsida, Solanales, Solanaceae. Bases 122 to 727 code for a protein of 201 amino acids.
UAUAUAAGUGCAUGGUUCAACUUUUCUUGGAAAAUUGCAAUUGCCCUUUUCUUGUGCUUUCUCCAAUCUAAUAAUAAUAAUAAUAAAAAAAGCUUUAAGUUUGUGUUAUAUAAAAAAAAAGAUGAAUUAUUUGGGAAUUGGAGUUAGUCCUGGAAAUGUUCCAGUAUAUCAUGGAAAUAAUUUGAAAGUUAUUGAUAGGAGAGUGAGAGUUACUGAGCUUGUGUUAAGGUGUGUUAUUUUUGGUUUAGCGAUUCUGGGUGUUAUUCUUAUUGGGACUGACAAACAAGUAAAAGUUAUUUUCUCUAUUGAGAAAAUUGCUAAAUUUACUGAUAUGAAAGCUCUUGUGUUUUUAGUGAUAGCCAAUGGAUUAGCUGCUGCCUACUCAUUGGUGCAAGUUUUAAGAUGCAUUUUAAGCAUGAUUAGAGGAACUGUUCUCUUCAAUAAACCAUUGGCUUGGGCUAUUUUUUCUGGUGAUCAGUUGAUGGCCUACUUGACACUAACCGCGGUGGCUGCGGCCGCGCAAUCGGCGGUGUUUGCCAAGUUAGGGCAAACAGAAUUACAAUGGAUGAAGAUAUGCAAUAUGUAUGGGAAAUUUUGUAACCAAGUUGGAGAAGGAAUUGCAAGUUCUUUGAUAGUAAGCCUUAGCAUGAUAGUUCUCUCUGGAAUUUCAGCUUUUAGUCUCUUUCGUUUGUAUGGAAAUAGUAAAGGAAAGGGCAAUGCAAUAUAAUAAUAAUAAUGUAAUGUAAUGUAACUUUGGUUUUCUUUUUUAGAUCUUUUUAUCUAUGUUGUAAAAUAAACCAAAGACCAAAGUUGGUGAUAUUGUUAUAAUCAUUUCAUGUUUGCUUCAUCA